Agrilus planipennis (emerald ash borer) is the source of this 702-nucleotide messenger RNA. It is a transcript of the gene IFT43, whose product is annotated as intraflagellar transport protein 43 homolog. NCBI's taxonomy places the organism in Eukaryota, Metazoa, Arthropoda, Insecta, Coleoptera, Buprestidae. The transcript has 5 exons. Gene Ontology annotation, biological process: intraciliary retrograde transport. The record is from RefSeq and is a predicted model, not a curated record. Gene Ontology annotation, cellular component: intraciliary transport particle A; cilium. The coding region runs from base 138 to 671 and encodes 177 amino acids.
UUAUCUAUGGUGCAGGAAGGUAAAGUAAGAAGUUAUACAUUAUCUAUGUGUUACACAUGCGUUACAGCAUAGAUAAUAGCGUUACACUAAUGGGCAAUUAAUGGGUUACUUUUGCUUGGAUUCGAACCACACAGAAAAUGGACUGGGGCGAAGAUUCCAAUUUACUUGGGUUUUCAAGGAAAAAACGUUCUGCCAAUAAAAAUAAUGACAAGGAAAAUUUAACAAGCAAACAGCAAGAUGGUUCACCAGAAAUUAAUUUAAAUAGUAAAAGAGGUGGUUGGGCAGAGGAAGGAAUAAAACUUAAAAAUAAGUCUAAAACUAAUUUUAUUGAUCAAGAUCGAUUUAAAACUUAUAAAAUUGAUGAUUCUGAUGAUGACAUUCCUGUAAUUCCAGAUAUAGAAGAAUUGCAAGAUGAACCUAUGGAAAAUAAGAGUUUGAAGUCACACUUACUAGCUGUAAAUACUUCUACAUAUCAAGAGUUGGAUUUUGAAUUGUCUACUGAGGGUAAUAGUCCACUGUCACAAGCUAAACUGAAAACAAAAAAUGGAGACAUAUCAUUGAAUUUUCUGGCAAAACAUUUACAUCUUGAAAAGGAUAUUAAAGAGGCAGAUAUUUCAUGGAGUAUGGACUCAUUAUGGAGUGAUAUAUGUAAAUUUGAUGGCAUUAAAUAAAAAUGUGCACAAUUCACAAAAAUUUCAUUUC